Eimeria acervulina is the source of this 2550-nucleotide messenger RNA. RefSeq lists its product as hypothetical. Gene Ontology annotation, biological process: RNA 3'-end processing. Lineage: Eukaryota; Apicomplexa; Conoidasida; Eucoccidiorida; Eimeriidae. The record is from RefSeq and is a predicted model, not a curated record. The coding region runs from base 1 to 2550 and encodes 849 amino acids. The transcript is spliced from 7 exons. Gene Ontology annotation, molecular function: nucleotidyltransferase activity; protein binding.
AUGGGAGUCCUGAACUGCUGCCGGCAAUUCUUCUGCGGUGAAUGCAGCAGAAGAUUGCUGCAGCCUCGCUUGUUUGCAUGCAACAGCAGCAGCAACAGCAGCAGCAGCAACAGCAACAGCAGCAUCAGCAGCAGCAGCAGCAACUUUAGGGGGGCCCCGCGCCUUCUGUACAGCCGAAGAGUCGGUUCAAGGCAGCAGGUUAUAACAGCAGAAACAAGCAGCAGCAGCAGUAGCAGCAGCAGCAGCAGAAGGAGCAGCAGCAGCAUCAGCAGCAGCAGAAGGAGCAGCAGCAGCAGAAGUUGCUGCUGGCCUUCUCAUUUGCAGUUUGCGGUGUACAUACACCGGACGCUGCAACAGCCGCUGCAGCAGGCAUACGCUGCAACAGCUGCUGCUUCUGCGUCAACUGCAGCAGCAGCAGCAGCAGCAGCAUCAGAGAGGCCUCUCUAUAGAGCGGAUGACCCUUGGGAGCAGGCGCAGCAGCAGCAGCAGCAACAGCAGCGACGGCAGCAGCAGCAGCAGCAGCAACAGCAGCAAGAGGCGCAUCCCUAUGGAACUGCAGCGCUAAACACCCCAACCUUUUCAAGCCGCAGCAGCAGCAGCAACAACAGCAGCAGCAACAGCAGCAACAACAACAUCAGCAGCAGCACCAGCAGCAGCAACAGCAGCAACAACAACAACAUCGGCAACAACAACUUGAGCAACAGCAACUGCAGCAACGGCAGGAUCAGCAGAAGCAGAACCAGCAGCAACAACAGCAACAGCAGCAGCAGCAGCAGCAGCAACAGCAGCAGCAGCAGCAGCAGCAGCAGCAUUUAUGAAGACGUUUUAUUCUUUCCUUUGGUGUUGAGCAGCGAUGUACGCUCUGCGCGAUCGCCUGCAGCAAUAACAGCAGCAUUAACGAAGGAGUUGCUGCAGCAGCAGCAGCAGCUGCAGCCUGUAUGUUCUGAUUAUCUGAAGCAGCUAUCAGCAUUCCUGUUGCUGCUGCAGGAAGUGCUGCAGCAGCAUCAUCAGCUGCGAGGAGUCUCUGUUGCGGCAUUUGGGUCGUGCGUCUCAGGUGUCUGGACAGCAGCAGCAGAUGUAGAUGUAUGUUUGCUGCUGCCUGGGUGCAACACUCGUCAGCAGCAGCAGCAAGCGCUUCGUGCUGCUGCUUCUCUGCUGCAGCAAGUUAAGUCGUAUUAUGUAGAGACGAGAUAUUUUGCUGCUGUCCCUCUGCUGCACUGGGCCCCCCGCAGCAGCAGCAUUGUUGCUGCUGCAGCAACUCUGCUUUCUUCUCGCAGCGGGGGCCCCCGAGUGCAGCAGCAGCAGCACCUGCAGAAGCAGCAGCAGCAGCAACUUGCAUGCGAUAUAAGCGUAAAUAAUCUGCUGGGAGUUAUUAAUAGUCGCCUUGUUGCGGUGUAUGUGCAGCUCGAACCCCGACUAAAGACAUUAUGUAUAUUAAUAAAAGCAUUUGCUGCAUGCAGAUGCAUUAACAGCAGAGCUGAGGGCAGCCUAUCAUCUUUUUCAAUCACUCUACUGGCUAUACACUUCUUACAGCAGCAGCUGCUGCUGCCGCUGCUGCAGGACAUAGCGCAGCAGCAGCAGCAGCAGCAAGUCUUCGUUCACGGCGUUGACUGCAGAUUCUGCUGCGACCCCCUGCUGCUGCAGCAGCACAUGCAGCAGCUCUACGCCAAACAUACAUCAGACCCGAAGCUAGCAGAAGCAGCAGCAGCUGCUGCUGCUGCUUCUGUUGCUGCAGGGGUCUCCCAGCAGCAGCAACUGCACCUGCACGUGCAGCAGCAACAGCAGCAGCAGCAGCAAGCAAACACGAGCGACGGUGCUACCGCAGCAGCAGCAGCAGCAGCAGCAGCAGGAGCAGCAGGAGCUGCUCCGACGCAGCAGCAGCAGUACGAAAUGCUGCUGCAGCAGCAUCAGCAGCUGCCAGGGCCGAGCGUUGGUGAGCUGCUGCUGCAGUUCUUUUACUACUAUGCAUAUGAAUAUAAAGGGGGUCCUAUAGCUAUACGCACCCUCCCCAGCAGCAGCAGCAGCAGCAGCAGCAGCAGCAGCAGUUUUUUGCAUGUAGAUAAUCCGUUUGAAGUGGUGCCAGCGCGAGUUAUUGAAGGCGUAGGCCGCCGCAUGCAAAGUCAGCAAUACUACGAUGCGCAGCAACUAAUUAAAACAUUCUCAAACAGGUAUAAUUUGAAAGGACAACCCGAAAUUUCGCUGGCGAUUUGCGUUGAAUUCACCCGCCAAUUUGCAGCAAAUGGACAGGGGGCCCUCGCCUUAGACCUAGCGAACCUCGCGCUGCAGUGCAUGCAGCAGCAGCAGGAGCAGCAGCAGCAGCAGCAUCCAACGGAGGCCCAGCUGCAGCUGGCAGCGGAUUUAUUAACAGCAGCGACUGCGAAGGUAGAAGGAGGGCCCACAGCAAAAGACAUUGCAAACUAUGUCAGCAAAGCUAUAAAUUGGGGGAAGGCCCCAAAUGACUCUGUGGGGCCGCUGGUUAUUCAUAAGGCGGCAGCAGCAGCAAAUCUGCGCAUGCAAAACUACGGAGGUAGGGGAUUUGGGCGUUGGUAG